AUAGAAGAAGACAGAUUGUGACGUCAUCGCGUUUGAGCAUGCCUACUACGCUCGAACAUAAACAAAGGCAGGACGCUUCGCUGCAAUAAACUCUCCUCUUCUGCUCUUUUAAACGCUAACAGAGCCGACAGAUUGGCGAGCGACUUAUCCCUGCAGCCAUGGAUAACGCGUUACUGAUGCGAGUGAGUGUGUUCACCGACCAAGGAGGCAGGAAAUACAUGGAGGACGUGACCGAAGUCAUAGUGGAGCCCGAGCCGGGAGACGACGAGCCGAUGUCGGGUGAGCCAGAGGAGAGCAGCGACACGGUGGUUCCUCUGGCUGCGGUCACACAUCAUCCACACCGGAACCGUGGACCCGGUGUGUCCCCGCAGGUUGCACCGUGUGAACCUCUACGAGAGCAAAGUAUAUUAGUGGAGACGUCUUUACCGGGAGGUCCGAGCCUCCCGCCGCUGCUAGCCGAGCCGAGCACCGGGAGUCCUUCCCGCCGCUCCGUCGCGUUCUUCGCGGUGUUCGACGGGCACGGAGGUCGGGAGGCUGCGCAGUUUGCCCGGGAGUACCUGUGGGAGCUGAUGAAGAAGCAGCGGGGCUUCUGGUCCGACUGCGACCGGGAGGUCUGCGCGGCUAUACGCAAAGGAUUCAUAGCCUGCCACCACGCCAUGUGGAAGAAGCUACCUGAAUGGCCAAAGACACUCACUGGCCUUCCCAGCACAUCGGGCACCACAGCUAGCGUAGUGGUCAUCCGAGGAAACCGCAUGUAUGUGGCCCACGUUGGGGACUCGGCAGUGGUUCUAGGGGUCCAGGAUGACCCCACAGACCCAUUCAUCAGAGCUGUGGAAGUCACACAAGACCACAAACCAGAACUACCCAGAGAGAGGGAGCGUAUUGAAGGUCUGGGAGGGAGUGUUAUCAAGAAAUCUGGAGUGAACCGGGUCGUCUGGAAGAGGCCGAGGCUGAGUCACAACGGCCCAGUCCGUCGGAGCACCAUCAUUGACCAGAUACCAUUCUUGGCAGUAGCCCGAGCUCUAGGUGAUCUGUGGAGCUAUGACUUCUACAGCGGGGAGUUUGUGGUUUCUCCAGAGCCAGACACUAGUGUGGUGACCCUUGACCCCAGAAAACACCGCUACAUCAUCCUGGGCAGCGAUGGUCUGUGGAACAUGGUGCCACCUCAAGAGGCUAUCUCCAUGUGUCAAAACAACGACGAGGCAAUGGCACCAUGCGGGGUAUCGAGUGCACGGCAGCUGGUCAGCCACGCUCUGCUGCGGUGGCGCCAGCGCAUGUUACGAGCUGACAACACCAGCGCCAUCGUUAUCGCCCUGCAGGAGCCUGGGUCCUCCCAGGACACGCUGCACCAUGAGGAGGUGCUGCUUGACCUGGCCAAGGUGUCCCAGUGUCCUCCCACCUCCAUAUCUCGCGCUGACACUCCUCUCCUUCAGCGGCCUCUAGAGGAAGACUCUCCCUCUGCUAUGUGUGAGCUCCUCCCUACCUUGGAGCGACGGGACGGACUAUCAGGAAGCAACAGCCUGUACCACCUGUAUCUGUCUGACCCGUUCAGUCUGACUCCACUGUUUCCAAACAGUAGUGCUGAGUUGCCCAGUCAGUCCAGUCCCACUGACAGGACAGUUGGCAGCAGGACACCCAACAGCAAAAGAACUAUUGACGGAUCACCAUCACCAUCACCAUCACCAUCACCAUCACCAUCACCAUCACCAUCACCAUCACCAUCACCAUCAUCAGGCCGGUCGGCUAAGAAGGCCCGACGCAGGACAGCUCACAGGCCGCCUCUGGUCCAACACAACGCAGAUAAAAAACAGAAGGAGUCCAAUAACGUCUCCCCAAUUCUCCAACAGCAUAACAAGACCACAGUGUGUGUGUGCUGAAACACACACAGAGACACAUCAACCUGCUGCCUUGUACUGUCAACCUUGUCUCCAGUGGCGUUUUCUCUUCCUCAUGUUGUCCUGCACAUUGUCACAGUGCAAACCAGCCUUUGCUGUAGAGGUUGACAUGUCUUCUUGUUCAGCACACAUUUGAAAAUUGAAGGAGUGCUCAUUUCCACAAGACAAUUUGUGUCUUUGUUUCAAAAUUCCUUCCUGAAAUGCUGAUUAUAUGUGUCUUAAUGAGUCUUCUUUCUGGUGACACGUAUAUGAAAUACGUAUGACUAAUGAUGCUGGUGUAAAUAUUAUGCAUUUUAUAGCUGAGUAUUGAGUAACUGUUCAUUUAAAACAAAAUUAUAUUUUUUAUACAUUCUUGUAUUGUAUGAUGAUAAAACAUGAACAUUUAGAUGAGCUCCAACACAGCUUUUCAUCUCCUUUACACUCUCUCCAUAUACCAUUGUGUGUACUCCUGUGUUUAAACAUAUUUAUGUAUUUUUAUUCUCAGCAUUUUAUUCUUAUCACUGGAGAUUUGUCUUGAAUAUAAACUGAAGGUGCUGCUACAGUCACAGACCAGUAAGCUACUACAUUGUGUAUAUUGAUAUAUAAAUAUAUGUAAUAAGUGUUGGUAGCAUUUUUCUUCUUUGAGAGUUUGCAUUUAACACAACACAUCUACCCCUGUGAGGUUUCAAAUAAUGGAAGGUGUUUUUAAGUUUUAAUUUACACAAUGCAUCUCUCUUAAUCAUAUUACAAUGUUGUAAUUUGUAAUGAAGCAUUAGAGUGGUAAUGUUGUCUAGAAGGGAUCCCGUGAGAUGGUUAUGGUUAGGCAUUGAGCUUGAAUAGUGAAGGUAAGGAUAGGUCAUCGGGCAGCGAGUCUCACAAAAGUUUUUGCAGAUCUCAGAUUAGAUUUUGCAAUUUGCGGGUUACCUUCUAGACACGACCCUUUACGGUUGCGUUUUUUGGUGUCUUCACUUCCCCUGAGCCAGCUUUGCCCAUUCAUACAUCAAGUAGUGAUUUUCUAUGUUUCCUAGAAUGCCUUUCAGCAGCUCUCUGCUGUGCUGAAGCUUUUGCAGAAGUUGAUAUGUCUGUCUCUACAAUGAUGGAUUUCUCCCUCUGCGUUUGCUUUGCCCAGGUGACUUCCUUUGGUUCUGAGGGACCGACACAAAAACCUGAUGUUUACAAUCAAUGUCAAUGAUUAUUUUGUUCUGCCAGACGUCCAUUGUGGCUGCACUGGAUGUAUCAGUGAUGUCACGUUGUUUGACCAUCUGUGAGAACAAGAAAAAUGCUCCAUCUCAAGCAUGUUGGUACCUACAGACGGGGUUACCUCGCAUCACCAGGCCAUCCUGCUCCCUUGUUAUAUCUUAUUUACAACAAGGCAAUAGCUGUUAUUUCUGUUUUGUUUAGGCUGACUGAGGUUUCUUUAGCAUUCUGCUUACACAAGCCAAUGUCCCUCCAUGCUGCAGCUUCAGUUGUAUAGUUACUGAUGUAUGCACAAGGCUCAUUUGUGAGUAAAUACACAAUGCAUGGACUUUCUAAAAGAAUAUUUUUGCACUAUUAUGGUGACCUUUGAGAAUGAUGCAGCUGGGAAUGGAUGACAUGAUUGGAGUCUAAAAUGAAAACACAGAAAAUGUAGGAUAUUUAAACUUUAAUAAGUAGAAGGGAAUCCUCAUUAAUCUGAGUAGAGUUUGCAGAGCGUGGCUGUGCCCCCUUUUCACAGAUUUAGAUGAGAACUAUUCAAUGAAAAAAUAAUAGACCAUUACACAAAUUAGAUGUCUAAAUCUUUGUAAAACGUGUUACAUGUUGAUGUAUUUUUACUGAACUAAGUGCAAUUUGUAACAGGAAUUUGUAGCAUUAUGAAUUGGUUCAAAAAUAUUGUACAAGGAGUGAUAAUGUUACUGUUAUUUUGCUCUGGAUCCCUGUGUGACUUCUAUUUAUGUAGUUUUUGUUUUUUCAUAAAUCUUAGUAUACUCAUUUACUCUGUUUAAUAAUGACAUUCCUGAUUCAGAUGGCCGUGCUAACAGCCUAAUGUGCAUGUGUACAGUGUAAAUGUAAAAAAACACUUCUCCGGAAAUGAACCUAUUUAAAUAAAAAGCUCUCUGAAGUAAAGCGAUUACUAUUCUUUGCAAGUUGA
Molecule: messenger RNA, 4002 nt
Organism: Sebastes umbrosus (honeycomb rockfish)
Lineage: Eukaryota; Metazoa; Chordata; Actinopteri; Perciformes; Sebastidae
Gene: ppm1da
Product: protein phosphatase, Mg2+/Mn2+ dependent, 1Da
Exons: 6
Coding region: 159-1877 (572 amino acids)
Biological process (GO): protein dephosphorylation
Cellular component (GO): cytosol; nucleus
Molecular function (GO): cation binding; protein serine/threonine phosphatase activity; mitogen-activated protein kinase binding
Source: RefSeq, a predicted model, not a curated record